AUGGCUGUAGUGGUGACAGAAUGUGGAGGAAGACAUCGUUUCUCAUACACAGGACAUCCAUCAGGAUCAGGACUAGAUCCAUGUGGAAUCUGUACUGACGCGCUGUCACACAUCCUGGUGUGUGAUGAUAAAACCAAAACAGUACAGAUGAUAGACAAGGACGGUCAGUUCCUGUCACAUCUACUGAUAAGACCAUCAGGGAUAUUCAGACCAUGGAGCCUGAGUUAUGAUAUCAACACUCACCGUCUCUGGGUCGGAUCACGGGACAACAACACGGGGGUUAUAUACAGUUAUAUCACCAGACAUGACGCUCUGACAGAUGAGCACACACCCCGUCCUGAUGGGGACGCCAUGUUCAGCUCAACAUCAGCCGUAAAAUGAAGAUAGCUUGGAUAUUGACAGAUGGGCCAAUUUUACCAGACCUUGAGGGGAGAAAAUAGAACAACCUUGAAAUGCUUACAGAAGAAAACAGAAAACAGACAUUGGCUACGUAGUCCACCUAAUGCAAUAUGGUGUCAUUAUCUUCAAGUACGGACUGUCCCGAGUCAUUCAAGUCACCUUGAGCUGAAAGCUCAUGUGAGCUAUUCUGAUCGCAUUUUGUCCGUCGUCUGUCUGUCCGUCCGUCCGUCUGUAAACUUUUUAGAUUUUGAACUUCAUCUCUAAAACCGCUCGACCAAUUUCAAUUUGGCACAGAGCAUCCUUAUGAUAAGCAAAUAUAAUUUGCAGAAAUGAAAGACCGAACUCUAUUCAAAGCGGAGAAACCUCGAAACUGUCGAAAAAGGGGUUGAUUUUUAAAAUUCUUCUAAAGAACUACUGAGUCGAAUUUAACGCAAUUUAAGACAAAUAAUCCUUAUGGAAAGGAAAAUAUAAAUUGCAAAAAUUAAGGGCCAAUCUUUUUCCGAAUUUGAGUUAUUACGAAAACAAGUAAUUGAAGGGGUGGGCUUCGAUCAGUUUAUAGCUUCGGGUUCGGUAUUCGAUAUCUCAAAAACCUCUAUGAAGCGGCCAUUUUGAACGUAUGAGAAAUGGGUCAAUCUGACAAAGAUGAAUUUAGUUGUUGUGGAACAGUUUGUGUGCGAAAGGAAUAUGAGAAAAAUUGCAAGAUACAUUAAUGCCGAUUUUGUGAAGUAAAUUGAGAUUAAAUAUUCCAAUGCGUUGACUUUUUCACCUUUGAUGGGUGUUUUAGCAUGUUUUGAUUUUCGUUUCGUUUUCAUGAAUUACGGUUUGUAACUAAGAAAACUAUCGCCUGUAUUUUUUAAUUUUUACGUAUCAAUCAAUUAUAGACAUCGGUAAAUAAGACAGCUGACUGUUUACUUGCAGAAAAUAAGAUACAUGAACAGGUACGCUACUUCAAGAACUAAAAUACAAAUGCUAUAGGUAAUACGGUAUGAUCUUGCGUAAUAGUUGAUAACUGCAAUGUGUUUAAGGUUAGUUGUCAGUAUUUUCUCUAGUCUAUUCAGUCUAAACGGAGAAUAAUUUUGCUGAUGGAAAUACUAAGUGUGUGUACAUGUAGCGGAGACAUAAAUAAUUGUUAGCUCACCUGAAGUGAAUUAUAGAGAGAAAUAUCUUUUAAAAUAUUCUUCUCAAAAAUCAAUUGGCCAGAAAAUCUGUAUCUUGUGUGGAAGCAUCCUCAAGUAGUGUAGAUUCAAGCUUGUCUAAACCAUUGAUAACCGGUGGGGCCCCAAUGGGGGAUCAAUUUUUUUUAAUACAAAUGUAUAGAGAAAAAUCAUUAAAAAUCU
Messenger RNA from Magallana angulata, 1736 nucleotides. RefSeq lists its product as uncharacterized. NCBI's taxonomy places the organism in Eukaryota, Metazoa, Mollusca, Bivalvia, Ostreida, Ostreidae. The record is from RefSeq and is a predicted model, not a curated record. The coding region runs from base 1 to 381 and encodes 126 amino acids. The transcript has 3 exons.